AUGGCCAAAGUUGGAGUUAGCGCUGCGCUUCUGACCACAACAAUGCUGCUGCUGCUGCUGCUGCUUCAGCAGCAGCCACUGGGCGCUGCCGGCGAUGACGCUGCUGUCGACGACCUGCGCUACCGGCGGCAUCGAGGAUUCCGGCACCGGAACGCGCCCCAGACACCCACGGCGCCCGUGCAGCCCGUCCACCCGCCGCCCCCACCACCGCCGUACUGCAACGACACGUUCGCCCCCGAAGAGUCUCUCACGGAGAGCGGGGACGUCUGCGUGCCGGUGCCAGCGCCGUCUCCGCCAGUGCCGCCUCCCCGCGGCCUGCGGUGCCCGCCGUGCACCUGCCCGAGGCCACCGCAGCCGCAGCCGCCGCGCCCGUUCCCCGGCUGGCCCGUGCCACGGCCGUUGCCGGUUCCGGGCAGGGGCGGCGGCAGCAACGCCGGCGCCGGCUACGACUGCGUGGCGCCUCUGGCGCCACUGACGGCCUGCGGUGACUUCGUGACGGGGAACGAGACGGAGACGCCGACGCCCACCAGCGAAUGCUGCUCCGCCCUCGCGGCGUUCCUGCGCACGUCCAGCGCCGCGGCGGCUGCCGGAGGAGGGGACCACAUGCUACGCUGCCUGUGCCCGGUCAUCCUCGGCGACGUGAACAAGGUGUUGCACAAACCCGUUGACCCCGUCCGCAUGAUGUACCUGCCCAGCGCCUGCGGCGUCAUCCUCCCGCCGCAGCUGGGCGUCCUUCCCCCACCAACUUCCCACAGAGUUCGGGGACGGGGAGUGACCCAUCCCCAUAGACCAAUCGAAGCUGAGGUUAGUGGCAAACCAUGUCAAGAUCUUGCAAUGCUGAAGUAUCUACUUAGGAGUACAAAGUGA
Miscanthus lutarioriparius is the source of this 867-nucleotide messenger RNA. The record is from the annotation of a GenBank genome assembly. Lineage: Eukaryota; Viridiplantae; Streptophyta; Magnoliopsida; Poales; Poaceae.